AUGUGCCAGGGGAAAGAUCUCAUCGGAGUAAUAUUAAUGGGAACUAAAGAAACUAAAAACAGUUUAGCAGAGCAAUGCCCUGGAUCAUUUAAACAUAUAAAGUUCUUUAGUGAAUUGGAAUUACCUGCUUGGAAAACGAUACGCGAGUUACCUAGUGUGCCAACGCAAUACAGAGGAGACUGGUUUGAUGCUCUUGUGGUCGCAGCAGACUAUUUCAAAAAUGGUUUUAGUGGCAUAAAAUGUCUUAAUAGAAGGAUUAUAUUAAUGACAAACUUUGAAUGCUACUCAAGCGUGGAUGAAAAUGAUUUCAAACAGGCAUUGAAUGGAUUCAAAGAAGGAGAUAUUCAAGUUGAUGUCAUUGGAUGUGACAUCUAUUCAGAAAUAUGUAAAAACAAUGACAUUGAUUUAGUAAAAAAAAUUGUUGAAGUU
Iphiclides podalirius (scarce swallowtail) is the source of this 429-nucleotide messenger RNA. The record is from the annotation of a GenBank genome assembly. Lineage: Eukaryota; Metazoa; Arthropoda; Insecta; Lepidoptera; Papilionidae.